Messenger RNA from Oryctolagus cuniculus (rabbit), 954 nucleotides. RefSeq names its product olfactory receptor 51G2-like. NCBI's taxonomy places the organism in Eukaryota, Metazoa, Chordata, Mammalia, Lagomorpha, Leporidae. Gene Ontology annotation, biological process: G protein-coupled receptor signaling pathway. The record is from RefSeq and is a predicted model, not a curated record. Gene Ontology annotation, cellular component: plasma membrane. Gene Ontology annotation, molecular function: olfactory receptor activity; G protein-coupled receptor activity.
AUGACUCCUGUUAACAGUACCAACUCCAUCUUCUCCACUCUCCUGGUGACAGGCAUCCCUGGGCUGGAGGCUGUGCACAUUUGGAUUUCUAUACCCUUCUGCACUAUGUUCCUCAGUACCUUGGUGGGCAAUGUGACCAUCUUCACAGUUAUCUGGAGGGAGCAGACGCUCCAUGCGCCUAUGUACCUCUUCUUGGCCAUGCUAGCUGCCUCUGAUCUUGGUCUGUCCCUUUCCACAUUCCCCACAAUGCUGAAGAUCUUCUGGUUGGAUGCUCGAGAGCUGACCUUUUUGGCUUGCUUCACCCAAAUGUUCUUUAUUCACACCUUCCAGGAUUUUGAGUCAGCUAUCAUACUGGCAAUGGCCUUUGACCGCUAUGUGGCCAUUUCUUGUCCAUUGCAUUAUUCUUCCAUCCUCACCAGUAAUGUAAUUGCCAGGAUAGGUUUGGCUAUUGUUGUGCGAACAUUGACUGUACAGUUGCCCCUCCCCAUUCUCUUGAAGAGGUUGUGUUUCUGUCACUCCAAUGUUCUUUCUCAUUCCUACUGCCUACAUCCUGACAUCAUCAAGCUCUCCUGCUCCAAUACUAGGAUCAAUAGUGUCUUUGGACUCUUUGUGGUGCUAUCCACUAUGGGCCUUGAUUUUUUCCUCAUUCUCCUUUCCUAUGUGUUGAUUCUGAAAACUGUACUGGGCACUGCAUCCCGUGGUGGCCACCUCAAGGCUCUCAACACCUGUAUUUCCCACCUGUGUGCUGUGAUCUUAUUCUUCACACCCAUGAUCUGUCUGUCUAUGCUCCACCGCUUUGGUCCAAGGCUUCCUUCCCAUAUCUAUGUGACCAUGGCCAACAUGCAUUUCCUCAUUCCUCCUGUGAUGAAUCCCAUUGUGUAUGUGGUAAAAACCAAGCAGAUUCGAGACAAAAUUCUGAAGCUCUGCAUCAAAAGAGGACCAGGAGAAUUCUAA